Molecule: messenger RNA, 738 nt
Organism: Letharia columbiana
Lineage: Eukaryota; Fungi; Ascomycota; Lecanoromycetes; Lecanorales; Parmeliaceae
Exons: 1
Coding region: 1-738 (245 amino acids)
Source: RefSeq, a predicted model, not a curated record
AUGGAAGCCUUGGUAGUCAUUGGUAUCAUUGCCAACUUCGCGGGGAUCGUCAGCCUAGCAAUACAGCUCGCUGAAUUAUUGAAAAAAGCAAUCGACAAUGCGAGGACCGCCGACGAAAAGGUUCAGCACAUCGCCGCCGAGCUCCGAAAACUUGCCCGCGGUCUGACAGCACUGCAGACACUAUUGGAUGAAGACCUGAAAGCUUCAGGUGACCGCCUUUUCACCGACGAGGACUGUCGCAAUAUCCAUCGUAUUGUCCAGCAGUGUGACACAAUCUUCCGUCCUAUCGUCGUUUCAUUUGCAAAGAUGGGACGAGUGGCCUUGCCUGAUGCCGUUGACGAAAGCGGCGGUACUGCGGUUAUUCUUCACAACACUCUCACUUUCGAAUUCUCCAUGCUUGGACGCUUAAUGUGGCACUUCAAAUCACGGGAGAUCCUGCAGUCUGUCGCGGACUUGAACGAGUUGAAGGCCAGUCUUAUGCUCAUCAUCACCAAAGCAGAAGAGUCAAGGCAGAAUAGAAGGAGGGAGAAGGAGAUGGGCAGGGCAGCUUGGAAGAAAUGGAAGUGGGUGGUCUCUCUUCGACAACGGUGGAAGUCUUCCGCACUGCGCCACCACCAUCAAUCGACUACGCAUCUGGAGGAGGCAAAGCAGCAAUUGUGUAUCGAUGCAGCGCCUGCCAAGGACCUUUCGCUCUGGCGCCACGAGAAUCGCAGUCAUCAUUUGUAUUUGGAAGGAUAA